This is a messenger RNA of Penicillium samsonianum, 222 nucleotides long. RefSeq lists its product as uncharacterized. The record is from RefSeq and is a predicted model, not a curated record. The transcript has a single exon. Bases 1 to 222 code for a protein of 73 amino acids. Lineage: Eukaryota; Fungi; Ascomycota; Eurotiomycetes; Eurotiales; Aspergillaceae.
AUGGCGACUGUUCUGUCCAAAUGUAUUCCAAAAACUAACAGCCAACCCACUGAACUGUUCACAGUCUUCCAAUUCAUCUCGGUCGCUUACUGUGUCGGCUCCACGGAUUCGAUCACAAACAACCCAUUUCUUAGAAAUAUCCCGAAGCGUGGGGGCAAAGUCCCGCGGCCGGGUGAGGAAGGCAGAAAGGACGACCAGGGCAACAUUGUUCCUAUCGCCUAG